This is a messenger RNA of Rhipicephalus sanguineus (brown dog tick), 1538 nucleotides long. RefSeq names its product lysosomal protective protein. The record is from RefSeq and is a predicted model, not a curated record. Gene Ontology annotation, biological process: proteolysis. Lineage: Eukaryota; Metazoa; Arthropoda; Arachnida; Ixodida; Ixodidae. The transcript is spliced from 10 exons. Gene Ontology annotation, molecular function: serine-type carboxypeptidase activity. The coding region runs from base 163 to 1431 and encodes 422 amino acids.
CGAUGAGGCUCUGGACUCUGGCUGGCGUUGUCUUGACAACAGCAUCACUGGCGUACUCGCAAGGACCAGCCCGGGGACCAGAUCCUUUUCCUUCCGGGUCUGGCGGAACAACCAACCUUCAAGCAGUACUCCGGAUUCUUGAGUGUGGGAGCAACGCGAAAGAUGUUCUACUGGUUUGUAGCGAGCCAAGGAACACCUGAGAAGGAUCCCGUGCUGUUGUGGCUAGACGCGGGACCCGGAUGCAGCUCCAUGGUGACCAUGUUCAAAGAACACGGCCCGUUCCGUGUCGCCGACAAAGGAAAAAGCCUCGUCGAAAACGCUUACAGCUGGAACAAGCUUGCCAACGUGCUCUACUUGGAGGCACCCGCAUCUGUCGGCUUCUCCUACGACGUAGCGGCCAACUACACCAGCAACGACGACUCCACUGUAGACGACAUACAGGGCGCUUUGACAGAUUUCUUCGAGAAAUUUGGCAGUUUGAAGGGGAAUGAUUUCUACCUCUCUGGCAAAGGAAGCGCUGCUGCCUACGUCACCAUCUUGGCAUCCCGCCUCCUCAAAGAUCCUAGCGGAAUCAAGCUGAAGGGAUAUGCCAUCGGAAACGGUGCGCUCGACUUUCGGUCUAACGGGAACUCUCUCCUCCUGUUCGGGCAGUACCACGGCAUACUCGAUCCAUUGUUGUGGAGGCAGCUGUUGUCAUCGUGUUGCAACGGAAGCGCAUCCGAAGAGACGUGCAGCUUCGUCGAGCCGCCUUUCAUAUCACUGGAAUGUGACACCGCAGUAGAAGUUGCGGCGCACUUGAUCAUCGAGAGAGGCCUCAACAACUACGACCUUUAUGACCAAUGCAUCGGCUUUCAACCUAACCUGGGGAACGGGGCAAAGACUGAGCAUGAAAUGCAAGACUCAACGUUUACUACGCCGCACCUCAGGGCGCAACAGCUAGUGCUGCGAAGCCUCAGCGUGAAACCACGGCGUCAACUGAAUCUCAAGUCAAACCCGCCGUGUGUGACGUACGACGAUGUGGCCACCUAUCUGAAUCAGCCCCAGGUGCGGAAGGCUUUGCAUAGUGCGGACUCACCGAUGCUCUGGACACCGUGCAGCGACCGUCUAGUCUACGCCACCCAGUACAUCACGCUUGGAGACGUCGUGAAAAAACUUGUAGAUUCCGGAAAACUCAAGUCAUUGUUCUACAACGGGGACACAGACCUGACAUGCAACAUUGUUGGCAACCAAAUGUUCGUCGACAGCCUUGGCUACGAGGUCCUGUCCGAGUACAAGCCUUGGAAGCUCCGUGACGAGGUAGCAGGGUACUACCAGACCUACAAAGGAAACAUCACCUUCGUGACAAUCAAGGGAGCCGGGCACCUCGCUGCACAAACCAAGGCGGAGGAGGCAUUUUACGUCAUUUCCCGACUCCUCAAGGACGAUGCGUAAUGAAGUUAGCUGCAUCUGCGAACGUUCUGGAUCUCAGAAAGUCAGAGCGGUUUAUUCGUUCACUGUGACAUUUGCGACGGUAUCCCCCCCCCCCAAAUAAAUAAAUA